Messenger RNA from Corvus hawaiiensis (hawaiian crow), 450 nucleotides. RefSeq names its product protein FAM162B-like. The record is from RefSeq and is a predicted model, not a curated record. Lineage: Eukaryota; Metazoa; Chordata; Aves; Passeriformes; Corvidae. Gene Ontology annotation, cellular component: mitochondrion. Gene Ontology annotation, biological process: positive regulation of release of cytochrome c from mitochondria; neuron apoptotic process; cellular response to hypoxia.
AUGCUGGGGAAGCUGCUUGGGCACGUUGCACUGUGGCAGCAGGUGGCUUGGCUGGUCCUGCGCCCUGCCAGAGCUGCUGGCAGCAAGGCAAAGGAUGCCCAGGACAUGGCUUUGCAGAUAGCUGACCCAGGUAAGGAAGCUUUCAGGAAUGAAAGAAGGCCUACAGAUUUUGAUUAAAAGGUCCUGGUAUGGUCAGGAUGCUUUAAAAAGGAGGACAUUCCCAGGCACAUAUCGUCUGAGGUCAUCAACACCGCAAGGAACAUUGUCAGGAUAAAGGUUUGCUACAUCAUGAUUGCACUGACUGUGCUGGGUUGUGUGACCAUGAUCAUCACAGGCAAAGAAGCUGUGAAGAAGGAUCAGACACUGCUAAGGGUGAACACAGAAAAGAAGGCCAAAUGGAGGGCUGAAGUGGAGAAAGAUCAGGAGGCAGCUGUCAGGAAGUCACAAUGA